AAAAAAAACGCGUUUGUUGUUUGAGAACGAGGCGAGCAGAAGUCUGGGCGAAGACGAGCUAGUUAGCUGACUGUCUGCAUGGGAGAUGGAGGAGCAGGAGAGCGCUAUGGAAGAGGAUGCUCUGGACUCAAAGCCUCCACUGACUACUGAAGAGGAUGAGCCCAAACACACCGUCCUCCACGGGUCUCAUAUCACUGAAACACAACAGGAGCCCAGGGAACCUGCGCCUGAAGAGAAUGAGACGAAGCCACAGUUCUCCGAGCUGCUUGUUAUCAACAGCCUAGCUCCUCCAGACAACUGGGAACUAGUCCACACUGAUAUCAAACUUGAGGAACUGACAAAGACAGAAAUGCUGAUACUGUCGCAGACAGAGAAUCAGGCAGCGAUACAGACACAGGACCAGACACAGACCUCAUCACGGACAGAUGAGUUUAUCAUACUUGAUCAGAAUGGACAGCCACUACAGUGUGAACACAUGGUGCUAGUGACCAGUCAGUCAGACAACGGAGAGAUGUAUGUUAUCCCCUCUAAUCAGCUAGGAGGGGCUCAGGUGUUACUUCCUAGAGGACACCUACUGGACAUCAUAGACCCUACAGGAUCCCUCGGGGGGGAGAAGACUGCUGAUGAGAAAGAGCUUCACACCAUCACGUUAACAGCUGUUACGGAUGACAGAGGCAUAACAUCGGCUGCUGCUAAGAGCUCGGCACAGAGCUCUCAGGUCUGUUUCACCUCUCUGAAACCUCUCCCAGCCAACGCCCCCAACUGGGCCCUGAGGCUUCAUUAUGCUGAGAAGAUAGGUGACUCAUACCGCGGCUACUGUAACACCGACACAGAGCUGGAGACCAUCCUCCUGCUCCACAAGCAGCAGACCAACAGUGUGUUUGGGACACGCCAGUCCCCCUCCCCUGCCAAGCCUGCCAGCCGCCUGAUGUGGAAGUCCCAAUACGUACCUUACGAUGGCGUCCCGUUUGUCAAUGCAGGCAGUAGAGCUAUAGUGAUGGAAUGUCAGUAUGGUCCAAGGAGGAAAGGCCUCCAGCCCAAGAAGACUGCAGAGCAGAACAUCAGUCCGAACAUUGAUUACAAAGCUACAUGCCCUGCCAGGAUCUAUAUCAAGAAGGUGUGUAAGUUUCCUCAGCACCGGGUGCCUACGGAUCCUAACGUAGACAAGAGGGUUGUUCGUCAGGAACAGGAGAAAGCCUUCUUCAACCUCCGGAAGACCCUGUGUGACGUGGGCGGGGUCCUGAGGUACUACAUGCAGCUCCCCACCCAGAAAGCUCACCUCUAUCAUGACAUGGAGGCUCUCCUCCUGCCUCCUCCUCCAGACCUCCUCUUCCUCCCUAUGGAGGAGGAGGUGAAGCAGGAGGAGGAGGAGGAGAGGGGAUGUGUCUGUGAUGAAGGUGCGGAGGAUGGUGGAACCAUACCAUCUCGUCUCCACCCCAGGGUGGCAGAGAAGAUCAGGGAGUUGGUGGAGCAGGGGUACCAUCAGGUGUACCAGGUCCGCAAACAGCUCAGGCGGUUUGUGGAGCGGGAGAUGUUUAAAUCAGAGGAGGUCCCAGAGAGACAUAACCUCUGUUACUUCCCAACCGUCAACGACAUAAAGAACCACAUCCACGAGGCCCAGAAGACCUUGCAGCUGGCUGGGGGGGUCACCACUGAUAUAACACAGUGGACUGAAGUGGACCCAACGACUGUGACUCUGACCCUCACGCCAGCCCCUGCUGAAGUCUGUUCGGGUGCCUUCCAGAGAGUAGGAGUGUUGGAAGGGACUGACACGUUCAUUCCUGAGGCCGUACAGCUCUUCAGCUCUCUCAGCUCCCUGCAACCCAAGAUCUUUGCCCAGCUACAGGGUAUCCAGCUCCAACCAGGCCUGUGUUCUUUUGACGGAGGUCUGUCUCAGUCGUCUACAGUCACUACAGACUUCCUGGAGCUGCCCAGCCCCACACAGUUCCUCCAGUCCAGCCCCUCUCUGAGGGAAGCUAUGACCCUAGCUGACCCCUCAGUGGUUCUGGGCAUGGGUCAGGUGGUCAUGGUGUCAUCGUUAGGGGACGGACAAGUGGUCAGCGUGUCAUCUCUAGGGGACGAGAGCGUGGGGACACACCAGAUACUGUUGGAGGACGGACAGACCAUCCCUUUCCAGAUAGUGGCUCCUGCUAAUAUUGCUCUGAACAGUCCAGUUGAGGUCAAGGAGGAGGAGAUGAGGACGGAGGAGGACACUGUCAACCCUGUAGAUUGACACCAGGCCCUAUAGGGGUUGUACUCCAGGUACCCCAGGGUUGUACUCCAGGGGUGUAUCUCGUUCCUCACAGGGGUGUACUUCAGCCCUCACAGGGGUGUAUCUCGUUCCUCACAGGGGUGUACUUCAGCCCUCACAGGGGUGUAUCUCAUUCCUCACAGGGGUGUAUCUCAUUCCUCACAGGGGUGUAUCUCAUUUCUCACAGGGGUGUAUCUCAUUCCUCACAGGGGUGUAUCUCAUUCCUCACAGGGGUGUAUCUCAUUCCUCACAGGGGUGUAUCUCAUUCCUCACAGGGGUGUAUCUCAUUCCUCACAGGGGUGUAUCUCAUUCCUCACAGGGGUGUAUCUCAUUCCUCACAGGGGUGUAUCUCAUUCCUCACAGGGAUGUAUCUCAUUCCUCACAGGGAUGUAUCUCAUUCCUCACAGGGGUGUAUCCCAUCUUUACCAUAUACUUACUGUAAGAGCGGUUGGUUUUACCUCAGGACGGUCAUGUUUAUUGAUCACCUUUAUUGUACAAUUGACUGAAAGUGCAAUUUAUCCAGUGUUUUCUCCUUGUUAUAUGCUCUUUGAUAUCAUCACGAGGAACUUGUUUGCUAUCGCUUUAAAAUCAUGGAAUCCAACGAAUAUUGUAUAAUUACACAUAAAAAAAUAAAAAAGUAAACUAGGAGAACCCUGGAUGUAUCAAGUCGAUAUCAUGUGUAUAUAUUAGUGCAUAGGAAAUGUCUUUUUAAUAGAUUAACCAUAUAGGAGAACCCUGGAUGUAUCAAGUCGAUAUCAUGUGUAU
Messenger RNA from Oncorhynchus nerka (sockeye salmon), 3016 nucleotides. It is a transcript of the gene carf, whose product is annotated as calcium responsive transcription factor. Gene Ontology annotation, cellular component: nucleus. Bases 86 to 2233 code for a protein of 715 amino acids. Gene Ontology annotation, biological process: regulation of transcription by RNA polymerase II. NCBI's taxonomy places the organism in Eukaryota, Metazoa, Chordata, Actinopteri, Salmoniformes, Salmonidae. Gene Ontology annotation, molecular function: RNA polymerase II cis-regulatory region sequence-specific DNA binding; DNA-binding transcription factor activity, RNA polymerase II-specific. The record is from RefSeq and is a predicted model, not a curated record. The transcript is spliced from 16 exons.